Molecule: messenger RNA, 6768 nt
Organism: Heterotrigona itama
Lineage: Eukaryota; Metazoa; Arthropoda; Insecta; Hymenoptera; Apidae
Source: the annotation of a GenBank genome assembly
AAAAUUAAGUGUACGUAGCUAUGUUAGUAUACAGUUUGUAACAUUAAAGUUAUGGAUUCGCAAUACAAGUUGGUAUUUUUUAUCAAUUAUAUACGAUUUUUUAAUAAUUUAAUGUGUACAUUUACAACUAAUUUUCACAUAUAACAAAUAUAUUACAUGAUAUAAAAUUUAAAAUUUACAUAUAUAUUAAUAAUUAUUUUUUUAAAUAUAUUUAGCUUGACAUAACCUUUAUAUAUUCAUUUCUAAAUAUUUCAUUAUAUAGAAAUAAAUUUCUAUUGUCCAAAGUUUUUAAAAUAAAGUAGCACAAUAAAUUAAUUACAUUCUAAAUAUAAUUGUAACAAUUUUUUAUUUUAUAUUUGAUUAAAUAAAAUAAAUUACAGAAUUAUACAUCCUGUAAAAUAUUUGCAAGAUCACUUGGUACGUAUAUAUUUAUAUAUAAAUACUGUAAAUAAAACUUAAAUUAUUAUUUUGAUAUAUAUAUAAUAAUAAAUUUAAAGGCACAAGAUGUUCGACCAGAUGGUAGACAGUUUUUAUCUUUUCGUCCAACAAGUGUAAAUAUAUCGUCAAUUACUCAUGCCGAUAGCUCAGCUAUAUUCAAAAUUGGUAAUACAACAAUUGUAUGUGGUAUUAAAGCUGAAUUAGCAGCUCCUAAAGCAGAAUCUCCAGAAUAUGGUUAUGUCGUGCCAAAUAUAGAACUUCCUCCAUUAUGUUCUCCCAAAUUUAGACCAGGUCCACCAAGUGAUCAAGCACAAGUUAUUGUAAAAUUAAUUGAAAAUAUUUUGAGAAAUUCAGCAGCUAUCGACUUGAAAGAUCUUUGCGUCUUUAAAGGUAAACUAGUAUGGGUCUUAUAUUGUGACCUUGUGUGUAUUAAUUACGAUGUAACUUUACCUGAAACACUUUAUAACAUAGAAACUGGAAGUGUAUCAGUAAAUUAUACAAAAAGACUAAAAUUUCCAAUUAAAGCAUUACCAGUGUCUGUUAGUUUUGCAAUAUUUAACGAUCAAUUAUUGGUUGCCGAUCCCACUGACGAUGAAGAAAGUUUAUGUUUAGGAAGAUUGACAAUUGUAAUGAAUGAAGACAAGAUUUGUUGCAUACACAAACCUGGUGGAAUUCCAAUCUCACAAGAUUUAUUUUUAAAAAGCUUAACUAAAUGUAAAAAAAGAGCAGAAUUAAUAAGAUCAUUAAUUGAUGCUGCUGUGUUAACAAUUAAACAGGAACAUUUAAAUGAAUGAAAAGUUAUACAAAAUUUUGAAGUAUAAUAAUAAAACUUUUUAAUUAUUUUGUAGUAUUUAUUAAUAAGUUAAAAAUUUUUUUGAUAUCUUUAAAUUAAUGUUAUUGUAUUGUAUUGUAUAUUCUGUAUCAUUACAUCAUAUAUAAAAGUUUACUUUUAUCCAUUAUUUACAUUUAGUAUUAUAUAUUAUUAUAUAGAAUAAAAUUAAGUUUAAGUGUAAACAAUUAAUACAAAUAAUUAAUAGUAAUAGUUUUUAUAUGAAUCACAUAAACAACUUACACGCAAAAGCAAUCUUUAUAGAAUAAUGUAAGAAUAAAUAAUGAAAUGUUAAUACAAACUAGUUUUUUUCAUAAUACGUAAAAAUUCAUCUUGAGAAACUUCUCCAUCACCAUCUUUAUCUGCUUCAUCAAUCAUUUCUUGCAAUUCUUCAUCCGUAAGAUUUUCUCCUAAUUCUCGUGCAACUCUUUUUAAAUUCUUAAAAGAUAUUUUUCCUGUAUUAUCAUCAUCAAAGAGACGAAAUGCUUUUAAAACUUCUUCUUUCGUGUCUUUUUCCAACAUUUUUGUAGACAUUAAAUUUAGAAAUUCUUCAAAUGACAAUGUACCAAGACCAUCUGGAUCAACAUCAGCAAUAAGUUUUUUUAUUUCCUCUUUUUUUGGUUCAAAUCCAAGAGCUCUAAUGGCUACUUUAAGUUCUUUGGUAGCUAUUCUUCCAGUGCCAUCUGGAUCAAAUAAAUCAAAUGCUUCUUUUAUAUCAUUUUUUUGUUCAGUAGUCAAUUCCAUUUUUGGUACAGCUUUUUUUCUAGUUACAACUGUAGUUUGUCUUUUAGAAGUGGAAGCCUGAAAUAAAAAAUAAUUUCUAUUAAAUUUUUAAGAACAUAAAAAGUAUAUACAAUGUAUGAGCCAAUAAUUUUAAAAAAGAGACAAAUUCGAGUUCUUACUGGAACUCCGGCUGCUAAAGUGUUUAUAAUUACAAGCUUGUUACAACUUUUGAUUCCUGUUUUAUACUUCAAUCAUCUUGGCAAUUGUGUUGUAAAUAAGAAGAAACUUAUUUUUGAACUUGAAGAAGGUUAUAGAAAUAAAGAAAAGACCUUAUACGACGAAUAUUAUGAAACACGGGAUUAUUGGGAUAAUCCAAUAUUUAAAAAUAUUAUUUCAAAUGUAUUUGAGAAAAAAUCUUUGAAAGCAGUUGAAGGCAAUAAUUAACCAGUCCGUAUAUCGAAAUAUUUUACAAGGAAGCUUAUCAGCAAUAUUUUCAUUUUGUAGUAUUUAAAUAAUGUAAUAUUUAAUGAAAUAUUUAAUCAUAUAAAAGCAUGCCUAAAACAGUUUAAAGUUUAUCAUAUGUCAUUUUUAAGAAACAUAUGAAAUGGAUGAACAUUUUGAAGGCAACAGACUUUCACAAACAUCAGAUUUAAAUGAAGAUGAUAGUUUAUUAGAUUUUAAAAGCCCGAAACAAUCAUCAAAACAAAAAUCAAUUGAAUUUAAUCAUUGCAAUAUAUAUCAAAAGAAACGAACAAUUACAAAAUUAAAAAAUUUUGUUAAAAGUCACAAAGGAGAAAAGAAUAAACAAUCAGAGAAAAAAAGAAAUGUGCAAGAAUCGCAGCCUUCGAUAGAAUCAACAUUUUUUAAAUCUAAAGCUAACUGUUACGAUACAGAUUCUACUACUGAUGCGAAAUUGGUUCUUGUAUGCCCUUUAUGUUUUAAAACAUUUAAAGAUCUUAAUUCUCAUGCAUUACAUAUGAAAAUUUGUGCAUAUGAAAAUAAUGUUUCUACAAAAAAAUUAUUAAAUGCUAUAGAACUUCAAAAGCGACAACAGAAUGAAAGAAAAUCAUUAGGUUUGCCUGUUGCACCUAUAGUACAAGCUAAAAAGAAACCUUCUAACAAAAAUUUAUACGAAGAAACUGAUCUUCAACUUGCAUUGGUAUUAUCAAAAUCAGAAGCAGAAUAUCAAGAAGCAGAAGAAUUAGAUAAAAUUAAUGAAAGUUUAUUACUUAUGAACGAAAUUGAAAGUUUACCUGAAAUAUUAAAUCAAUUUGCGUCAGAAACAAAUAAAUCAGUUCAUGUAGGCCAGUUGGAAAAAUUUGGAUAUGCAAAUAAUAAACCUCCAUCAGUAAUAAAGAAUAAAAAGAGAAAAAAUAAUGAAAUAACUUUGCUUCAAACACGUUCUCAAGAAGAAAGAAAUUAUAUUUUAACUGAAAAAAUUUCAGAAAUUCUAAUGGGAAAUGAAAUUACUCAAAAUCAAAAUGGAAAAAUUAAAUGUAAUCGUUUAAUUCAAAAGAAAAAUGAUCUAAAAAGUCACUUCCUUCAGAAAUUUUCUAACAAGGAAGAAAAAUUGUGGAGUAAAGCUAAAUCGUCAUCAAAUCAAAAAUAUUUUUACGUAUCAAAUUUAUCAAAUUAUACAACUUCAAGAGAAAAACAAGUGAACCAAGAAAUAAUCUUAGAUUUUGCAAAUACAUGUGAAAUUUAUGAUAUGAAAUUAAGUCAAUAUGAAACAAGAAUCUGCAAUAACAAAGAACGCGAUGAAGUAUCGCAUACAGAAGCACGAUUUAUAAAUGAAAAAUGUGAAAAUUAUCAAAAUAUACAGUUUAUCGAUACUGUAAUAACAAACUGGAGCAAUGCAUUAAAUGAUAGCUUUGCAAGUGACAUCAUAAUAUUUGUUAACAAUAAUAAACAUAUUUGGGCACAUAAAUUAAUCUUUUACGUACAAUGUCCAAAUAUAUUACUUGAUAUAACACCUAAUGAUACUUUAUUAUUUGCUAAAAUUAAAGAAAAAAUUUCUUGGACAGAUAUAUCUUACAAUAUUGCUUUAGCAUUUUUGGAAUUUAUUUAUUGUGGAAUUAUAAAAAAAUAUUUAAAUGUUUUGGAUAAUUUAAUAAAUUUUUCAUUUUUAAGAAAUCUAGCAACAAGAUAUAAAAUAAAGGAAUUAUUCGUCUUCUUGAAAAAAAAAGAGAUUGAAAUUAAACAAAUAGGAAUGCAUAGUAAAUGGGACACAGAACUAAUUUCUGAGGAAAAAGAUAAUUUAGAAGUAAUCAGUGAUAAUGUAGAAAAUUUAAUUUAUGGUAUCAAAGAUUCCAAAUUGAUCGAUGAUGAAAAAUUGAAUAAAAAACACUUGGACAAAGAUAUGGAUAAAUCGCAACUUACUGAAACAGAAUUGAGAAAAGAUAUGUGUACAGAUGAAUUAUUGCAAGAAGAAAUUAACUAUUUUAAUGAUACAAAUAUUAUUCGAAAUAACAAUAUAUCUCCUGAUUUAUUUGACGAUGUUAAUGAUACAAAACAGAUUGAAGAAAUAAAGAAUAAAACAAAAUAUAUCAAUGAAAUAGUAGAUAGUAAAAAAGCAAAAAAUAAUGAAAAUUCUAAUAUAAUUGACUCGGCCAAUCAAGUAAUUGAUACUACCAAAUUUUCUACAUCUGGAAAUAUGACAAAAUUAAAAAAUAUUGAAAAAGAUAAAGAUUUAUUUACAGAUAAUACCCAUUUCACUACACCAAAAAAAGGAGAUUGUUCAAACAUAUUGAAAUUAAAAAGUAAUCUUAGUAUAUUUAUCGAACAAGUUCAAAAAGAAAAUGCAAGAUCAAAUUCUGAUCUAGAUUCCGAUGUUUCGAUAUUAUCAACAUGUUCCGAAUUAUGUAAAAAUCCAUUUAAUAUAAAACAAAAUGAUUCUUUUGAAAAUAAUAUUAUUAAAGAAACGUUUAAAACAAAAAGCGAUAUUUUAGAUAUAUUUGAUUGUAAUAAAAAUUCUGAAUUAAAGACGAAAAUGUCAUAUGAAAAAAAUGAUUCAGAUAUAUCUCUCAAUUUUGAAUCAAUAAAUAUGCCAUCAUCAGAAUCUAAUAAAAGAGAAUGUGCUACAAAUUCAGUGAACAAAAGUAUAAAUAAUGCAUAUGAGAAUCUACAAGAUGAAGCAAUACAUUCCAUAUCUGAAGAAAGUUUAUCAAGUGAAAAUAAAAAUGAUAUACCUUCAGAUUUUAAUACAUUUUCAGAUGAAGAUGAAAUAUCUAUGUAUUCAAUGUACAAGAAAGGGCAUGAAAAUAAUAGCAUAGUAAAAUAUCGAAAUUUUGUACACAAACAUAUAAUGAAAAAUAAUGCGAUAGAUAAUAUGAUAUAUGAUGAAUACCAAAAUAAAAAUGAAACGGAUGAUGAUAGUUUAUUAUUAAAUAUAGAUAAAGAUUCCAUAUGUGAAAUAAGUCCGACCAAGAAACACGACAACGAAGAUAAAAUAAAAAAAGUAAUUCCUAAUUUUGAAGAGAGUAAAAAAAUAUCUCAACAAAAUUUGUGUAAUUUUACUAAUGAAUAUGUUACAUCUGAAAAAUGCAAUUACUUCUUUACUAAUGUCAAAUCAUUAAGUACCCAAAAAAAUAUUUCUAAAGACCAAAAGUUCAAUAAUUCUAAUAAGCUAAAAUAUAGUAAAUCAGAAAGCAAUAUCAAUUUACAAACAAUUAAAAAUAAAUCAAGUAUAGAUGAACAUAAUUCAGUAGAAACCUCAAUAUCAGUAUCUUCCAGUCCUGAAUUAGGUAACAAUAUUUUAUACGUGCAUAAGCACGAAGGAAAUAAAAAAAGUACAAGUAGUUUACAUUAUCAAAACUCUGAAAAUAGUAAUUCUCAUAAUUCUGAAAAUGAUAUUUACUUAGAAAAUGCUUAUAUUAAUGACAGUGAUGAUAACAUUAAUACUUUAUUGUUUACUGAAGAAGUAAAUCAAUUAGAGUUCAAGGAUAAUGAAAAAUCAUUAAGUAAAAAAAAAUACAAUAGAAAAUUUAAAAGGAAAUCACUGUUGGAAACAAAUUUACAUAUUGGUACGAGACAUAUUAAGGAGGAUAUAGCUGAAUCUUACAAUAAUUCUCAAUGUAGAUGUAAUUAUAAGAAAAAUUUGAAAACAACUGUAUUACCUGAAAUUAUUGAAGAUAGUGUUACUCCUACUCCUAAUUAUAAUGCCAUGAAAACAUCUCAACUUCAGGCGGAAUUAAAUAAAUAUGGAUUGAAAAUACAGAAACGGAAAAGAGCAGUAAAAUUAUUAACAUAUAUUUAUAAUGAGUUACAUCCUACAAUUAAUACAUCGCCAAGAAACAUAAAAUCUGAAUUAACAGUAACAAGCAGUGAAGAUGAUGAACCACCCAUGAAAAAAAGAAAUAGCAAAAAGAAUGAUAUCGACUGUACACAAUUGUCGAAGAAAAACCAUUUUAUGAAUACGAAUUUAUUUCAGUAAUUGAUAAUGGAUCAAAUAUUAAAGAUAUGUUUUUAAAACUUUUAUCUAUUAAAACUGAAUUAUAUAAUCAAAUUUUGGCAUAUGAACCAAUAUGCAUUAAUUCUUUGCAUUUUAUGUUAAAGACAGAAGGUUUAAAAUGCAAAAUGAAUAUACUUAUGGAUUUUUUAGAUGAACAGUGUAUUACAUUUUAUGUUCAAGAAGCAAAAUAAAAAAAAGUUAAAAUAAAAAAAGUUAGCUAAUUUCUAUAUAAAAAAUAUGUACAUUUAUAUAAUGAAAACAUAUGCAUGUAUAGUAGUUAUAAAUAAAGUGUAUAUUAAUAUUUUGUUAAAAAUAUUGAAUUAUGAAU